Messenger RNA from Danio rerio (zebrafish), 2196 nucleotides. The record is from RefSeq and is a predicted model, not a curated record. Lineage: Eukaryota; Metazoa; Chordata; Actinopteri; Cypriniformes; Danionidae.
GCCAGAGGAACAGUUGGGCAGACAUCACCCUACAGCAUUUUCAGGAGCGUUUAUAAUCUGUUGAAUAUGGCAGAAAUGACACCUUGUAUAAAUGUGGUCCUGCUUGGAAAAACAGGAUCUGGAAAAAGUUCAUCAGGAAACACAAUCCUGGGUCGACAAGCUUUCAUCUCAAAGCGAAGAUCCGUAUCAGUCACACGAGACGUUGCUGUGGAGUCUGGAUCAUUCUGUGAACUACCAGUCACUGUUUAUGACACACCAGGUUUAUUAAAUACAAAUAUGAGUGAAGAAGAGAUUCAGCAGAUGAUCAAUAAGAAGGUCCUCCAGAAAUGUUCAUCAGGUCUGUGUGUGUUUCUGCUGGUCAUCAAAGCUGACAGAUUCACUGAAGAAGAGAGAAAGACUGUGGAGAUGAUUGAGAAGAUCCUGGGAGAAAACAACCAGAAAGACAUCUGGAUUCUUUUCACCAGAGGAGACGAACUGGAGGAAGAAAACACGACAAUCCAGGAGUUCAUAGAGGAGACUGAAGAACUGAAGACACUCGUGCAGAAAUAUGAGCACAGAUACCAUCUGUUCAACAACAAGAAGAAGAUGGAGGAGGAGGGACCGAGUGAACAAGUGAAGAUGCUGAUCACAAAAAUACUGAAGAAUUACCUAGACACAAUGAGAGCAGAUAUGCUGGAGCUUAAUCCACUGAGGAGAAAUCAACCUGGAAAUAUUGAGCCAGUCUCUCGUGUCUCUGGUCUCCCCUCCAGACGGAUUGUUCUUCUGGGUAAAUCUGGUGUUGGUAAAAGUGCAGCUGGAAACACAAUCCUGGGACAGAGAGAGUUUGUAUCUGUGAUGAGGAUGAAUUCAGUAACCCGCAUUUGUUCAGCAGCUCAGGCCACAGUUUCAGGCAGAUCUGUGUCUGUAGUCGACACUCCUGGAUUAUUCGACACACAGAUGAAACCUGAAGAGUUAAUGAUGGAGAUCGCCAGAAGUGUGUAUAUCUCCAGUCCUGGACCUCACGCUUUCCUCAUUGUGUUUCCUCUCAACAUGAGAUUCACUGAACAGGAGCAGCUGAUUCCUCAGAUGAUUGAGAUUAUCUUUGGUCAGGAGGUGUUGAAAUACUCCAUCAUUCUCUUCACUCAUGGAGAUCAGCUGGAUGGAGAGUCUGUAGAGAAGCUGAUAGAGGAGAACAGUAGAUUAAGAUCUGUAGUCCAGCAGUGUGGAGGCAGAUAUCAUGUGCUCAACAACAGAGAUGAGAAUAACAGAGAGCAGGUGGAGGAUCUACUGCAGAAGAUUGACUCAAUGAUACAGCAGAAUGGAGGAGGACACUACACUAACCAGAUGUAUGAAGACGCUCAGAGAGCCAGACAAGAGGAAGAAGAGGAGCAGAGACCGAGAGAAGAAGAGAAGAGAAAACAACUAGAGAAACAAUUACAAGAGGAGAUUGAGAGAGCGAAGAAGGUAGCAGAGGAGAGAGUCAGAGCAGAGGAUAAAUCACUGGAAAAUAAGGACAGAGUCAGGCAAGAUGUAAAAACCUUUGGAUCUAUGUGGAAUGGUGUUUUGUCUGUCGUUGGAGCUGCUGUUGGAGCUGUUAUUGCUGCACCUGUUGUUGCUGCUGCAGCUGUUGUUGCUGCACCUGCUGUUGGUGUUGCUGCUGCUGCUGGACUUGGUGCUGCUGUUAGUGCUUCUGUUGGUGCUGCUGCAGCUGGUGCUGCUGCAGCUGGUGCUGCAGCUGGUGCUGCUGUUGCAAGAAGAUUUGAUGACACUCGAGAGGAACUAGAUAAAAAAGGAAAAAAUAGAAAAAGAUGAAUUUGAGAGCAUGAAAAAAGAUGAGUAAGGUCAACUCAACAUCAGAAAGAAGGAUUCAGAGACACAAGAAAGGGUGAGCAAACAGCUGCUACAUACUUCAGCAUGAGAAAUUCAUACACCGGCUUGAGAUAGAAAUGCAGCUCCAGCUGAAAAGUGCUGUAAGACAGUGUCUCACAGCAGAAGAUGACAUGCUGAAGAGAUGACACUAACAGAGACCAUAGGCGGGACCAAAAAAGGCAGCAUUAUUCAGCACAUCAGUAGAUCUGAGUGGGGUACUUCACUAAUUACUGCUGCAUGAUGAUCAGAAUCUCUGAACAUCUGAAAACCACAGACGUAGCCAUGCUAUCCCAUAAUGCAGGGGUGGGCAAACUCUGUCCUGGAGUGCCGGCGUCUUGCACAGUUUAG